AUGGCAUCGGAAUUUGUACCCGAGACAUCUGAAAUUGGUUCCUUGACGGCACACUCGAACGAGGACAGCCAGUUCGUCGGUAGCUCAAGCGGCGUCUAUUUCAUCAAGACAGUGAAACGUGCAUUCAACGGCCUAGAUGGCCCGGGUUCAUCCGAGUCCAACUUCCCCACGGCAGAGGAAACGCUCGUAGGUGCUGAAACCUCACCUCGUGACAAGCGCCAGCGCACCUCAUCUGUCAGAGACACUGCUUCGUCCUUGGAGGUGGUCGAAUCUCCCGCAGAAUGGACCUACGACCCAUCAUUGACGACGUCUCUGGGGAAUCUACCACCCCCAGAUGUGGCCAAGAGCCUGAUGAUGAUGUAUUUCAAAGUCUGGCACCCUUUGUUCCCGUUCCUGCAUGGUCCCACCUUUCUGCAGGCAAUGGAGAAAGUUUACUCGAGUGGAAAUCAAACCCAGCACACGCAGGAAAUCUGCAUAGACCACCGGAGUACAUGCUGGACAACCAUUUUCCAAUGUGUUUUCAAUCUAGGCGGUUUACUAGCGCCAGACUUAGAUCUACCGUCCGAGUCGAAGAUCCAAUCACCGAACAGUUUCAACUCUUUACUCGGGACUCUCUCUUCUCGACACGAUAUCGUUUCCCUGCAAGCGCUUCUAGCUAUCCAAGUCUAUCUCGUUGCGACCAUGUCACUUCGACAAGCAUCGACUGUCGGAGGCUGUAUCCUACGCUCAAUGCUGCAUGCAGGUCUCCACCGGUGUCCAUUUCGAUACAAGCAACUCUCCACCCACGACCGACAACUACGGAAGCGAGUCUUUUGGUGCGCGUAUGCGAUAGAUAGAUACCUGAGCCAGGCUUUGGGCUUGCCGCUUGGUAUACAGGAUUCUGACAUCGACGUGUGUCUGCCUGCUGCCCGGGAAAUGCAUUCCCCUCGAAGCCAGGCAACUCAGUAUGUGAAUGGUAACUCUGCGUCGCAGCACGACAACAAAGAAGAUCACGGCAAGGAAAGCGUUCUUGCUAGCUACGUUGACUCGGGGACUCUGACGGGCCGGGCAUUGGAGCUCUUUCAUAAAUCAAUAUUGGUUCGGUCUGUUCGUCGCAGUUCGGUGUUGUUCCUCGUGACGGACGUGCAUAAGUGGUGGAAUGGCCUUCCCGCCGAGCUUCAAAGACAUCCGGCGGUAUUUGGACAAAGGGUGGGAUCUGCGAUGGCAGACACUGCGUUUGAUUUUGCUCCUUUUUUCACUGUGCUGUAUCAGCAUCUUAUUCUGAUCAUUCAUCGGCCUUCGCUAUCGCUGGAUCCGUCGACUGCAGAAUUUUGUUCUGGAUUGCAAACUUGCAUUGGGGCUGCUCGGGCUAUCCUUUCGGCACUGAGGUUGCAAGUCGAUAGCCACCAGGAUUUAUUCUGGCCCGGUUUUCUGUCAGCUGCGUGGAUGUCUGGGUUGGUUUUGGCUUUGGCUUGUCAAUUGAACCAAUAUGUGUUGACAAAAGGUCUUCAGGAGAUUGAAGAAUUUUCGGGAUUCCUGCGUUUGAUGUCCACUCAAUGGGAGACAGCCAAACACUGCCACAUGUCGCUCUCAGUACUGGCCGCGAAAAUCCAACAGUCGGGAAGCGGCUCUGAUCCAACGUCAAACUCCCAAGCAUAUGUGACAAGGGGCUCUGAGGGAAGUCCGACUCUUGUGGAAUCUUUGACUGCCCGCGAGGAGAACAGACGGAGACUUGGUCAUCUAUCGCACUUUCAGGAAGAUCCUGGCUUAUCCGCAGAGCCGUCCAAUCUUGAGCAACGGAAUAACGUAUGGGGAGAAUCUGCACACAGGGGAAAUGAUCCCACGCUGGUUCCCUCGGCGUCGAUGUACCCGUCACAAAUGAACGAGCAGGGCAUCCUCGCUGAUACACCCUCUUCACUGCAGAUGGAUUUACAGGACACGAAUACCACACACCUUGAGGGGAUAUCUAAUUUCGACUUGAACAUGGUUGAUUUAAUCGAGGGUGCUAACUUUGACACUCUAUUCGAUAUGAUUGGGCAGCAAUUCCCAAGCUUCUAA
Penicillium samsonianum is the source of this 2037-nucleotide messenger RNA. Its product is annotated as transcription factor domain-containing protein. Gene Ontology annotation, biological process: DNA-templated transcription. Gene Ontology annotation, molecular function: DNA binding; zinc ion binding. Bases 1 to 2037 code for a protein of 678 amino acids. The transcript has 2 exons. The record is from RefSeq and is a predicted model, not a curated record. Lineage: Eukaryota; Fungi; Ascomycota; Eurotiomycetes; Eurotiales; Aspergillaceae.